GUCGUUCUGCCGUUAGGGUCAAUUUGCAUAUUGCCCUCUUAUUAAACGUUAUAUCAGGGCUCAUAUCACCCUGCCUGGUCAAUUAACAAAAGAAAAUGCAUAUGCCAAUCAGUUAGUCAUUUCAUUACAGCAAGCCACAAAAUCUCAUCAGCUUUUACAUCAGCCUGCCAAAAUAUUAUCUAAAUAAUUCUCAAUCACUCGACAGCAGGAUAAACAAAUUAUCAAGGAAUGUCCCACUUGUAUGUUACAUCUGCCUCAAGGGCCCAAUACAGAAAUUAACCCUCAAGAAUUGAAAAGGGAACAUAUCUGGCACAUGAAUGUAAUGCAUUAUACUCCUUUUGGAUGUCUUGGGGCAUUGCAUGUCUCUAUAGAAACCUUUUCAAAGGUCCUUUGGGCCACCACAUCUACAGGGAAAAUGGCAAAACAAAUCAUUAAUCAUUGCCUAACUUCUUUUGCUGUCAUGGGAAUUCCAAAAAUUAUUAAAACUGACAAUGGACCUGCAUACACGAGCUGUCAUUUCUUGCAAUUUUAUACAAAAUGAAAAAUUCAACGCAUUACAGAAAUACCAUACAACUCCCAAGAACAGGCAAUUAUAGAACACCAACAUCAGUGGCUAAAAUCCCAACUUGAAAAACAAAAAGGGGAAAUACUAGAGAAAUCUCCUGUAGGUAGACUACACCAAACCUUAAUUACCUUAAAUUUUUUCACUUGUAAUGUUGAUGGUAAGACUCCAAUGAAGCAACACUGGUGUGAUGAGCCAAAGGAAAAAGGCUUGGUCAGGUGGAAGGAUCCUGAGUCUGAUUUAUGGAAGGGUCCCGACCCUUUAUUAACAUUUGGUCGAGAAUAUGCUUGUGUAUUUCCAGGAAACUCCUCCAAGCCUGUGUGGAUUCCUGCAAGGAACAUCAAACUUCAACAUGGAUCCACGGGAGGAACUGACCAAAAUAUUGAAGACCUUGCACCCGGAACCUCAACCUGUACCUCCUCAACCUGUACCUCCUCAACCUGUACCACCUCAACCUGUACCACCUCAAUCUGUACCUGUGGCCGCAGACAAUCAAACACCCUACCCCAAGGUAGUACUAACCCCAAGCCUCGUGCAGAGGCUAAGGAAUACGAGGCGAACGAAGCAGACAAGAAACAGUUUGGAAAUGACAUGGGGGAUGGUGAAGAAGACAAUUCAGAAAGCUGAGCAAGUUUGUGAAGAUACAAGAAUCCCGAGAACACCUGAGAAUGUUUUCCUUGCCACGCUAGCAGUCAUCAGUUGUGCGGCCUCCUCAGAAACUGGAGAACAAGCGCCUGGAGCCCUUCCGAGUAGCUGCUACCCUGGUGGAGGGCAAUAUGGCAGCGGGGUACCCCCUGGUGGUGGUUAUGGAGGAGCUCCUGCCCCUGGAGGGCCUUAUGGAUACCCCAACCCUGGGGGCCUCCCCUCUGGAGCUCCAGGAGGACCCUGUGGUGGUGCAGCCUCAGGGACCCCCUAUGGUCAGCCACCUCCAAAUCCCUACGGUGCCCCGCCUCCUGCGCCUUAUGGACAGGGACCUCCUCCAGGUGGCGCCCCCCCCAAUGUGGAUCCUGAGGCGUACUCCUGGUUCCAGUCAGUGGACUCCGAUCACAGUGGCUACAUCUCUGUCAAGGAGCUGAAGCAGGCCCUGGUCAACUCCAACUGGUCCGCGUUCAAUGACGAGACAUGCCUCAUGAUGAUAAACAUGUUUGAUAAGACCAAGGCAGGCCGCAUUGACGUCCACGGCUUCUCAGCCCUGUGGAAGUUCAUCCAGCACUGGAAGAACCUCUUCCAGCAGUACGACCGAGACCACUCGGGCUCCAUCAGCUACACAGAGCUGCAGCAAGCUCUGUCCCAAAUGGGCUACAACUUGAGCCCCCAGUUCAGCCAGCUCCUGGUCUCCCGCUACUGCCCGCGCUCCGCCAGCCCCGCCAUGCAGCUAGACCGCUUCAUCCAGGUGUGCACCCAGCUGCAGGUGCUGACCGAGGCCUUCCGGGAGAAGGACACAGCUAUGCAGGGCAACGUUCGGCUCAGCUUCGAGGACUUCGUCACCAUGACCGCUUCUCGGAUGCUCUGACCCAGCCCAUCCGUAGAGAGUGGCGUGCACUGGGGCACCUCUCCUGGCUCUUUGGAGUGGGAGAAGCAUGUGGGCCGCUCUCCUUUUCCUGCUCCUCCUGAUACAAGCGCUGUUCGCCGAGAGGGCCGGGACCCCUGUGUCAUAGCCACCAAAGAGAGGGGUCCUGGGCUUGACGUAGGAGAGGACUGGAAGUUACAGAUCCUUUCAGCCCUGAGCAUGUAAGUGGCACAGCCUUGCAGCAGGAGCCGGAGAUGCCAGUCAUUGUGAUCGGCUGAGCUCCAGCCUCUAUCUUUCCCUUCUGUGCCCCGACAUAAGUGUUCAUCAGCAUUUCACCAUGAGCACCUGUGUCCCCGAACCCGCUCAGUCCUAUCAAAUGAAGCCAGUUUCUCCAAAGUGGAAUCUGACCAAGCGUGAAAAAGAUGUGCCCAAGGGACCAGG
Myotis brandtii (Brandt's bat) is the source of this 2513-nucleotide messenger RNA. RefSeq names its product penta-EF-hand domain containing 1 (gene PEF1). Gene Ontology annotation, biological process: COPII vesicle coat assembly. The record is from RefSeq and is a predicted model, not a curated record. Bases 846 to 2075 code for a protein of 409 amino acids. Lineage: Eukaryota; Metazoa; Chordata; Mammalia; Chiroptera; Vespertilionidae. The transcript is spliced from 5 exons. Gene Ontology annotation, molecular function: calcium ion binding.